Zygosaccharomyces rouxii is the source of this 12138-nucleotide messenger RNA. It is a transcript of the gene DYN1, whose product is annotated as dynein heavy chain. The coding region runs from base 1 to 12138 and encodes 4045 amino acids. The record is from RefSeq and is a predicted model, not a curated record. Gene Ontology annotation, biological process: microtubule-based movement. Gene Ontology annotation, cellular component: dynein complex. Lineage: Eukaryota; Fungi; Ascomycota; Saccharomycetes; Saccharomycetales; Saccharomycetaceae. The transcript has a single exon. Gene Ontology annotation, molecular function: minus-end-directed microtubule motor activity; ATP hydrolysis activity; ATP binding.
AUGGCUAUUGAUUACUUAAAUGUGGUUAAUGAGCUCGUACUAUAUACUAGUGGCGUUCUUCAAUCGAUAUUUGGAUUUUCUGAAGCGCGAUGCGGUGAAAUUAAGGUACACCUUUUGGACAAAUUCUCUAAUGAGCUCGAACUGUUCCUAGUGGGUGGUGAAAUGAAGAGUUACAAUACGUUAUUUGUUACUGUUCUGGAGAACCAGGAUGUCACCCUCCAAGUGGACAUUGCAAAUUUGAAUCAAGAAUGUGCCAAAUUUGUCAUAUUGAAGAAUAAAGAAGUUAUCGAUUAUGGUAAUAAACCGUUGCAGGAUCAGUUAAGUGUUUUGACACUACCUAGCCAUAUAGAUACAGACUCCUUAGUUUCUAUCAUGAAUAAUGGGGUUUAUCCUACCUUUAGUGCUCUCAUAGAUUCUAAUGCACUUGCCUGCACGGCUGAAUCGGUGCGAAUCACAAGGGCUAAAUUUAAAGAUCUCACAACUUCAUUCACAACUUUGAAAAAUUCUAUACCUAUACCUGAACUUAUUAUCCAUCCCGAAAUUAAACAGAUUGUGGAAAACGAUACAGAUAUAGAUUCAUUACUUCUGGAGGAUUUAAAUUUUCUAAACGUUUUACAAAGUAUGGCAAACCAAUGGCAUAGGAUUACAAGAAAUCUAGUAUCCUUGCAAAGGAAUCCUGAUGAAGGAGCAGCUAUAGAUGAAAUUAAAUUUUGGUCCAAUUUCGAAAGUUGUUUAUCAGGUACAUUGGCACAGUUACUCGAUAAACCAGUACAGAAAUCCCUGGAGGUUUUAGCUAUUACCAAGAGAUCCAGAGGCUCAUCUGCAUUUAUAGCUGAUACUGGUAUCGAGGAAAAGCUCCGAGAGGUAAAAGGUAAUAAUCAAUACGUAUCAAGCAUACCUUUACCAGAAUUACAUUCAACAACAAAACUUUUUGAAUUGCAAGAGUCCAUCAAAAAAAUAGCACUAUCUUUCAAAAAAUUUAGAUCAUCAGAUUAUCCCAUAGAUAGAUUUAUCAUUUUUUUACAAAAAGUCUCCAAAGAUGUGGGGAAUAAAAUUUUGGAACUAAUACCGAAUGUUUUUGAAAUACCCUAUGAAAAGUUCCAACAAUUAACUAAUGAAAUAAAUGAUGUGAUUGACACUUGGGAUCAUGUAUUGAGUGACAAUAAUAUGCAGAUUAGAGAGGUGAUACGAAGGAAAAAAAUAGAGAACGUUUCAUUCAUGAGUCUGGAUUCAUCCAUGAACCAACUGAGAGAUAUUCUUUCAAAAAUCAUAUGCUUUCGUCUGCAACAUAACAAAUUCAAAAAUACUUUAGAGAAUAUUGGCUAUGAGGAAAGUGCAUACGAUGAAGAAUUCGUCUAUGAGCCACUCAAAGUUUUUCAAAUAAAUUCGGAAUUCCAUGAUGAAUGGAGGAAGGUAAAAUCGGCAUAUAAUCAAAGGCUGUCAUCCUUGGAGAAUCGGCUUAUUGAAAUUUGCGAAGAGAAGCUCAACCAUUCACAAAAUCUGAAGGAAAAACUUACUGUUUUCCUAAACUUUAAGCCAUUGAUGGAAUACUACCCCAAACUCCGAAGCAUGAUGGUUAACCAUCAGCAGAUUCUAAUAAAUCUGAUCAAUGAAGAGGUAGCAUUGAUAGACGAAAAAUUGAAUUGGCGUGCAAAUUUUGAACAAGUCCUACAGUUGAGAGAUUUACCCCCUGUUGCCUCCGUCGCAACACUGAGUAGAAUAACGGAAAACCAUCUGCAAGCUUUAAGUCAACAAAUAGAAAUCCUAAUAGGACCUUCUUGGAAAGAUACACCUGAAGGUGAUUCAUUUUUGAAUAAGUUCGAUACUAUUCUAUCAAAAUUCAAUGCUGAUAAUGUCUCAUCAGAAUAUCUGAAUAAUAUCCUUAGAAACAAAACUGCCGCUCUUGACGUUCCCAUUUUAAAAGUUCUUUAUAAUGGGGAAAAAUAUGAGCUUUUUGUGAACUUUGACUUUUCUCUGGGAACAAUCUUUAAAGAGAUUAGAAAUUUGAUAUACAUGGGCUACGAUAUUCCGAAUGAUAUUUCCAAAAUUGCAAGAAAAUACAGAGCUUUUUAUCCCUCUGCUGUCCUAUUGUUAGAACAAAUCCAAACGUUUAUGUCUGUGAUGAGAGAAUUACCCAAGCGUCCCCAUACGGGUAUUAUACUAAAGUCACAGAUAGAUAGCAUAUGGACUUUGCUACUGGAGGCUAUGAAUACUUCGUGGAUCUCGAUGCCAAAAGAUAUUACUGAAGGCCUAAAAAAUGACACUUUUUCGAGUAUCAUAGAAAAACGUCUAGCAAAAGUACUCGAGGAUUUUGCAAAGUUACAAAGGAUAGAAGAACGUUUAGUAUAUUUGUUUGAAAGAUUGAAGAAAAGCCAAUUCGAAGCUUCAACUAUAAAUGGCCUAAUAACAGAUUUUCAAGUGCUAAUAAAUGAGAUGCCAUUGUUAGGCUUUGAUCAAGAUUAUGUGUUCACCACUUCAUUAAACAGGUCCUUGAAACUGAUGCUUUUAGAAAAGAUGAAGUCUUUUUUCAGGAAUUUGAUAUUUAAAAAUCGUACAGUCCUAGUCAGGUUUGAAGAAAAUUCCGUCAUCUUUACACCCGAUUCGGAAGAACUCAAAUUCUUAUGGCUAAAAGAAAUUGACGAGCUGGUGAUUUCCUUUAUAGAUCUACCUCAACUUACGACUUCUAACGCUCCAAGAAGAAACGGUAUCCUAAAAAAGGCUUUGCGCAAACAGUUUGCAGCCGCCUAUCAGCAAAUAAAUCACCUGCACCAACAAUUUCUAAAUUAUACUACUUCUUGGAAAGAAAGCCAAAGAUUGUGGAAAUUAGAAGAAAGUGCGGUAGAAAGAUUCGUUGGUUCCGAUUUAAACCAAUGCCUACAAUCGUUGGCUGACCUGCUUCAUCAGCGCCCAUCAUUAAGUACUUUUCGACCACAGAAUUGUUUUAAUGGCCUUCUUGACUUCAAGUAUGAUGAGGCAUUCUCAAAAGUUCUGACGAAAUACAAUUUUUGGGUCAGUUACUUGUGCAACCAGCUAUUAUCUUUGUAUUUGAAAGAAUCCACGAAGUUUGCUGAAGAGUUAAGGUCUCAGCGGGAACAUCUUGAACAAAAUGCCCUUGAUGUCUCAUCAUUAAGAAACAUGUCUCAACUGGUAAGGGAGAUAGAUGCCGUGAAGGAACGACUUCGUGAUAGAGAAGAACUUUUGAACAGCCUUAAGAAGAGUCAUAAUUUGUUCUACGUACUUCACGCAGAACUACCACCCGAAUUUCUAUUUAUUGAACAAUUAGAGGCUGACCUUAGAGCAUUAUGUGAAUGUUCUACCAAAAAAGAGGCAAUUUUGAGUAAGAAUAGAGACAUUAUCGUUAGGAAGCUCGAAUUCGAAGCUCAGCGGGUAGAAAACUUACAGGCUGCUGUCUUGAAUUCCUGGUCAAAAGAGAAGCCGGUAGCAGUAGAGUGGACUCCAAUAGAUGCUCUUUCAAGUAUAAUGGUUUUUGAAGACUCAUACAAUGCAUUGAAGUCUGAUGUUCAGCUUAUUUCUGAUUCUGCAAAAAUCAUGCUAGUACCAAUCAUAAUAAAGGAUCGUUUAGAAACUUUUUACGAAGAACUUGUGGCACUAAAGAAAGUCUGGAUGGACUUAGAAGUUUUUUGGAAUGAUACACACAAGUUGCUUCGAAUGCCAUGGGAGGAAAUCGAAGUUCAUACACACAUUGAGAAUUUUAAACUCAUCCAAAGUUCUAUGAAAAACGUACCGUUUAAAACAAAACAAUAUACCGUUUUUGAUAAUUUACUCUCAACUAUAGACGAAGUUUUAGGAACAGAAGAGAUACUAAGAAUAUUAAAAGAUCCGUCUUUGAAAAUAAGACAUUGGAUGUAUCUCUUUAAGAAAGCUGGGAGAGGAAAUCUUGAAAAUUCCUCAACAUUUUCUUUCGAAUCUGUAUUAUCCAUUGGUUUGAAAUCGCAUGAGACACUUAUCAAGGAAUUAUUUCAAAGAGCACAGAAGGAAUAUGUUCUGGAGAAAUCUCUGGCGAGGAUGAGAUCAUUUUGGACAAGCGCUCAAUAUAGGACUUUUAAUCAUUCAAGCGGGUUGAAGCUUGUUGGGGAAUGGAAUUCCCUCAUACAAGCUUGUACAGAAGACUUGGAGGAACUACAAUCUAUGAAGAAUUCAAUUCACUAUAAAUACUUUGAGACUGAAUGUCUCGACCUGGAAGAAAAACUAACUGUUCUUUCAAAUUUACUAACAGAAUGGAUGGAAGUACAAUUUUUUUGGAUUGAUUUAUUCGGCGUCAUAGGAAAGAACAAAGAAAUGCAGAAUCUUCUCUCACUUGAGAGCUCAAAAUUUCAAGGACUAACCGCUGACUUCAAGUCACUUCUUACAAGGAUCUUUUCCCUCAACAACGCCAUUGAUGCAGUUCAUGUUCCAGAGGCUAUGAUCAUACUUAAAAGAAUCCUAGAAUCACUCAAAAUGAUUAAAAGUUCAUUGAAUGACUUUUUGGAACAGCAGAGAAAACUUUUCCCCAAGUUUUAUUUCUUGGGAAAUGACGAUCUUCUUAAAUUCAUUGGCGCAGGAGAAGAUUUGGGAAAAUUGGUUGGAUUUAUGCCCAAAAUGUACGGUACUAUCGCUGGUUUCGAUUUUAAAGGUACCAUUAUCGAAGGCAUCUAUUCUUCAGAAGGGGAGCACGUCCAACUAAUCCGCAAAAUAAAUGUUUCGUCGAUUAGAUGUGAUGAAUGGCUGUCAAAAUUAGAUAACGAAAUGAAAUUGACUAUAGCCGAAAGCGUCUCAACAUGUUUGUCUUCUUUGAAAAAUGGCGUUCAAUUCAGCGAGCUUCUCGAUUCAUACAUCUUUCAAACACUAUUACUUUCCUGGCAAAUUUUUUGGACUGGAGCCAUUAAUGAAUCCUUCAAUAAGGCUAAUUUCCCGCAAGUGAUAACUUCUAUAGAAAGAGAAACAGCAGAGCUUAUAGCUGAAUUAGAACGUCGCUCUAAGCCCAUAGAAAAAAAAAAGCUAAGAUCUCUCCUAAUAGAAUGCCUCCAUUUUAUGGAUGUAACUCACAGGUUAAACAAAACUAGUCUCCAAAAAGCAAGACUAAUAUGGUUUAACACGCAAAAAUUCUUUUACGACCAUAAUCGAGAUCCACUAGAGAGGAUUUCUAUAUCUUUAGCCGACAGAGUAGACUUAUACGGAUUUGCUUACAUUGGGAUUCCCGAGCGACUAGUGUAUACCCCAACGCUGCAGAAAGGUUACAUUGCGUUAUCUGAGGCCUUACACCAGAAAUACGGCGGUUGUUUCUUUGGUCCCGCAGGAACAGGUAAAACAGAGACCGUCAAAUCUCUCGGUCAAAACCUUGGGAGAAUAGUAGUAGUUUUCAAUUGUGACGAUUCCUACGACUUCCAAUCGAUGGCAAGGCUGAUGAUGGGUAUUUCUCAAGUAGGUGCUUGGGGUUGUUUUGAUGAAUUCAACAGACUGGAUGAAAAUAUUAUGAGCGCCGUAUCAAGUCAAGUCGAAGUUGUUCAGAAUGCAUUGGCUACGGGUAAAAAAGAAAUCGACUUAAUGGGCACUAGUGCUACUCUCAACCACACAACCGCGCUAUUCAUCACUUUAAAUCCGGAUUACGCUGGAAGAUCAAGACUCCCCGAGAAUCUCAAGAAAAAAUUCCGAGAAUUCUCCAUCAAGAAGUCCGAUAAUGAUGUAAUCGCAGGUGUUAUACUUGAAAUAUUGGGAUUUCAAAAAUCGAAGGAAUUGUCAAAGAAAGUUGUGAAAUUAUUCAAUACUUUGACAGAAAGGUGUAGCAUCCAGAAGCACUACGAUUUUGGUUUGAGGACUUUGAAAAAGACACUCAAAAAUUGUUUUGACCUAUUUAAUAGUUCGGCUGAAAACAAUGAAGAGCUCAUAUUGGUAAGAAGCUUGUGCCAGGUCAUAUUGCCCACUUUAGUUAAGUCUGAUGAAGAAAAAUUCCUAAAUUGCAUCCAAGAAGUAUUCUCAUGUGGAAGAGUAACGGAACGAAAUGAAAAUUUCAUUGAAAUCUUUUCACAUACUUGUAAAGAACAAAAUAUUAGUACCACAGAAGAAUUCAUUAAAAAAUGUCUUCAGAUUUACAAUUUACAGAAAAAUCAGCAAGCAUUGAUUAUUGCUGGAGAAGCAGGAUUUGGUAAGACAACUACUUUGAAAACGGUUCUGAAAAUUGUUAAGGUAUUGGAAAAUUUGGAAAAUAUUGUCCAUACCAUUGACACCAAAACCCUCAGCAAAGAAGAAAUAUAUGGAUCAAUUAAUCGAGCUACGUUAGAAUGGCAAGAUGGUAUUUUCACGUCCAUAAUUCGUCAAGUUUUGAAUCAGAAUUCUCAAGUGGAGAAUAAGAUCAAAUUUUGGGUAAUAUUCGAUAGCGACAUGGAUCCAGAAUAUGCAGAAACUUUGAACAGUGCUCUUGAUGACAACAAAUUAAUAACUUUGCCAACUGGGGAGAGACUCGAAAUUCCUACUAAUCUGCGCAUUGUCUUUGAAACCCAUAACUUAGAACAGGCUACACCAGCUACUAUAACCAGAUGUGCACUGGUUUUAUUUACGGAACGUGUGUGCUCAUCAUUUGGAAACCUUAAAUGUCUUCUAGAAAGCUCAUUUGAUAACCUAGAAGCACAAUCAAAAGUCAAUCCUUCCCUACUAAAUAGAUAUCGCACAUUACUACGUGAGAUUUUCUCAGAAAAGAACGUGAAUCAUCUUAUUUCGCAGGCCGGUAAGAUUGAACAUAUUUUGGGAUAUGAUCAUUCUAGGAUUUUUACAACUAUAUCCAAACUAAUUAGCCACGAUCUUCAGAAAUAUCGCUCUGGCUUGCUGAAUGCAUCCGAUCUGGCUUUCGAAAAGUUCUUUUAUGCUAGGAUCCAUCAAAUUAUCAAAGUUUCUUUCAUCGGAGACACUAACUUAAAGGAUCAUUCUAAUUUCAUUGAUUCUAUCAGGGAUUUAUCGAAAUGCAUCAACAACUUGAAUAUGGACUCUGAAAGCACUGAAUUCGUCCCAGAAACUCUGGAACCGAUCGAUCUUCUUUCUUCUGUCCCACAGCUUUCUCUUGAUGCAAAAGAUGUUAUGAAACCGAAUGUGAUUAUUCCAACUAUCGAUACCAUUAAGCAAGAGCUUUGCGUGUUUGAAUUGUUAAAUGCACGUAGAUCUGUCAUCUUGUGCGGUCCUCCAGGGUCUGGUAAGACAAUGAUUCUGAACAAUGCCCUACAGAGAAGUUUAAAUUUCCAAGUAGUAGGCUUAAACUUCUCAAAAGAUACAGAUAUUUCUCACAUAUUAAAGACACUAAAUCGCCAUACCUACUACACUUCAGGAUCUCGUGGUUUAGUUCUACUUCCCAAAAAUCCAACAAAAGACAUCGUCUUAUUCUGCGACGAAAUAAAUUUACCUAAGUUAGAUGCUUAUGGUUCCCAAAGUACAAUUUUAUUUUUAAGAGAACUAAUCGAGAAAAAUGGAUUUUGGAAAACUAAUGAAAAUAAAUGGGUCACCAUGGAGCGGAUUCACGUCGUGGGUGCUUGUAAUCCAUCAACGGAUCCGGGAAGAAUAUUUAUGACACAAAGGUUCACGAGACAUGUUACUGUUUUACAAAUAUCCUACCCAUCAAUACCAUCGCUCAAACAUAUUUACCGAGUAUUCUAUGACGGUAUUUUGCAACUGACCCCUCCAUUCAAAAGAUAUUCAGAGGGUUUCGCUGAGGGUUCCAUCAGGUUAUAUGAGAAAUGCAAGUAUAACUUCAGCGGCAAUUCCCAAACUCAUUACCUCAUUUCACCCAGAGAGCUUACUAGAUGGAUGAGAGGAUUUUACAUCAGUGUCGCCAAUAGUUUUAAACCCACCUUAGAAUCUUUAUUAUUGAUGUGGGCUUACGAAGCUUGGAGAAUAUUCGCCGAUAAGUUGAUAUAUCAGUCAGAAAAAGAUGUAUUCGAAAAAAUCCUUCACGACACGAUACAUGAAUUUUUCCCAGGUAAGGUCUCUGUGGACCUAAACACAUCCUCAUUGCUAUUUUCUUACUGGUUGUCCCUGGAUUAUAGAGAGGUGACCAAGAAAGAGCUACAAGACUUUGUUGAGCAACGUUUCCAGACAUUCUGUGAGGAAGAAGUCGACACAUCAUUUAUUAUAUAUGACGAUAUGCUUGCCCAUCUUCUCCGAAUAGACAGAGUAUUGAGACAAGUACAAGGUCAUGCUAUGUUGAUUGGCCCAUGCCGGACGGGUAAGACAACAAUGACUAGGUUUGUUGCUUGGCUCAAUGGUGUAGAGAUCGUUCAACCUAAUAUUCACAGAGGUUUCAACAUUUUUGAUUUUGACGAAUUUCUGAGAGGUGUAUUACUGCGAUGCAGUAUUGAUGACAAGAGGUUAUGUCUACUAAUUGAUGAAACAGAUAUUUUGGAACCAUCCUUUUUAGAAAGAAUGAAUACGCUGUUGGCAAACUCAGAUGUACCAGAUUUAUUCCAGAACGAAGAUUAUGAGACUUUAAUGACAUCGUUGAAGAAUCGAAUUUUUUCCUUGGGCCUGUUAAUGGACACUGAGCAAGAAAUGUACCAAUGGUUCAUUCAACAAAUAUCAAAGAAUUUACAUGUUAUAUUCAUUAUGAGGGAUCCAUACAAUGGAAAUGUUCCAAGUAUGGCGACAUCACCAGCUUUGUUUAACAGAUGUGCCAUAAACUGGAUGGGUGAUUGGUCGAAUGACAUUAUGUACCAGAUAGCAGAUGUUAUUAUUCGCCCAUUGCCGCUGGACACGAUCUCACGAAACAAAGCAUCUUCAAACAAUGAAAUGCAACUGCUGCUAAGCGGCAAAAGUUCUCAUGAUGUCUUAAUAGAUCUUUUCUUAGAUUUUCACGGGAAAUGUUUUCAAAACAAACCGAAUAGCAGUCGAUCUCCUGGACCAUUUUUGGAUGCACUAAAAAGUUUCGAGUGCUCUUUUGAGCGUCAAUACCAAGAGCUUGAUGACAAACAAAGAUUUGUGAGGAUCGGGUUAGAUAAACUCGAUGAAUCAGUUCUGAAAGUAAAAGACAUGAAUAAACUUUUGCUCGAAAAACAAGAAGAAUUGAAAGAUAAGGAGGGUGAAGCUAGAAAAACCUUAGAUAAGAUGCUAUAUGAACAAAAUGAGGCCGAAAGAAAACAAGAGGCAGUCGUUGAAAUUAAGAAAAUACUUGCAACACGACAAGAAGAAAGUAAUAUACGAAGAAAACGAGUUAUGGCGGAACUAGAGGCUUUUGCACCGAUUAUGAAUGAAGCUCAGCGUGGUGUAAAAAAUAUUAAAAAGCAACAACUUACUGAAAUUAGGUCAAUGAUAAAUCCUCCCUCAGCAGUCAAAAUUACCAUGGAAGCUGUAUGUGCAAUUUUGGGACAUAGAAAGUCAUCUUGGCGCGAAAUUCAAAACUUCAUCCGUAAGGAUGAAUUCAUUUUUGAUAUUGUACACUUUGAUACUGAAACAAUGUUUCCACCAGAAAUAAAAUCUUUCGUUGAAGCUGAAUACUUUUCGAAUCCUAAUUUCACUUAUGAAGUGGUAAACAGGGCAAGUAAAGCAUGUGGUCCACUCUACCAAUGGGUAUUUGCCCAGCUCAAAUAUGGAGAAAUUUUAAGCAAAGCAGAACCAUUGAAAAAAGAAGCCCAGAGUGUUGAGAACGAGGCCUUGAAAUCGAAAGCUAAGCUAUUAGCUGCACAGGAUAUGAUUAAUGAGUUACAAGAAAGCAUCGAAACCUCAAAAGAAAACUACAGUAUUAUUAUCCGUGACAUUGAGAUGAUAAAAGCUAAAAUGCGUGAUGUUCAGAAUAAACUCGAGCGUUCCAAAACUUUGAUUUCUAACCUGACCUCCGAAAAGGAGAGAUGGACUCGAAGCACGAAUUCUUUCAAAAAAGCUAGUCAGGAACUUACUGGUAACUGCCUAAUAUCAGCACUUUAUUCAAACUAUUGUGGGGGCUUGGUAGAAAAACAGAGAAAGCAGUUAUUCGAAGACAUGAAAUCUACAUUGUUUGAACAUGCCAUUGAUUUUGAUCCUAAUUACCAGUUUGUCACACAUAAUGUUGAGAUUGAAAGAAGAUUUGAAUGGACUGCGCUAGGAUUACCAAAUGAAGAAUUUUUCCUAGAAAAUUUCAGUAUGGUAAUUACAUCCACUAAUGUUCCAUACAUUUUAGACCCAAGUUCUCAAAUGAUACCCAUUCUUUCGAGAUUUUACACUAAGAGAUUUACUCUCACAAGUUUUCUGGAAACAGGGUUUGUGAAAAAACUGGAAAACGCGAUAAGAUUUGGUGGUGUAAUAUUGAUUCAAGAUGCUGAGUAUUUCGAUCCAAUUAUCAGUAAGUUAAUUGCUCGAGAAUAUCGAGCAUCUGGAGGACGUCAAACAGUUCAAGUAGGUGAACACGAGAUUGAUAUCGCAUCUGAAUUCCGGCUGCUCUUAUAUUCUAGCGAUGCUGAUGCAGUUAUACCAAACUUUGUGGAGUCUCGUGUGCGUCUAAUCAAUUUCUCGAUGAAUAAAGGUAGCGUUGAUAUGAAGGCCAUCAGAGUAGCACUUUCGAAGGAAGUUCCUGAAAUUGACAGAGAAAGGAAUGAAUUGAUGAAAUUAAAUGGUGAGUACAAAAUUAUGCUGAAAUCAUUAGAAUCUAAACUUCUGGAGGAACUAAACGACUCUCAAGGAAAUAUCCUGGAGAACGAUGAGCUUAUUCAUACACUAGAGAAGCUCAAACAGGAAUCUUUCGAAAUUGAAAAGAAAUUAGAGGAAACAGAAGAUUUCAUGAAAAAAGCAAACGAAUAUUCUCACAUGUAUGCUCCCUUGGGGUACCAUGCAUCUACACUAUACUCAAUUUUGGAAUAUGUUUCACAAUUGCACUGGUUUUAUGAUAUCUCAAUGUGGCAGUUCAUGGAGUGUUAUGAGAGCAUUUUUACAACUGCUAAAUCUAACGAUGGUAAUAGGAUUUCUAGUCUCGUUUGGAAUCUUUACCAGGAAGUUUAUUCCACAUUUUCUCAAUACUUGAUGAAGAAACACAGGGCAGCUUUCGCAGUAGUGAUGUACCUAACGUACUGUUUCGCGCAUAACGACAGAAAAUUCCAAGAGAAGAGUCUUUCAAUUCUCAAGUGCAUUGCAAUUUCACAGCAACUGCAGGAUGUCGAUGUUAUUAAAGAUGACUGCCCAGAAUCACUUUUUGAAAUCGUUCAAAUGAUGCAGAAUAAAUCUACCAAAACAGUGCUGCAGGAAUUUCAAAAACAUUUCCAGGAACAAUUCUCCCUAGAUAAAUUUUUAAGCCAUAAAUCUGGUAGAUUUGUGCUGAUGGCUAGUGAAAUGGACGUCGAUGCGAGCUUCAAAGUUUCCCAGUUGGCCGACGUUCAGCGUGAAAACCUUUCUGUUAUUGCCCUUGGGUCAUCAGAAAGUAGUAAUUAUGCAGAGCAGGAGAUCACUCGUUGUAACCAUGAAGGGGGCUGGAUCCUCUUGCAGAACCUGCAGAUGUCAUUAACGUGGACCAAAUCCGUGUUAACCAAAAAAUUAGAACAAACUACGGAAAAUGUCAAAGUAUUCAUGACAUGUAAUCUUUUGGGCCAAGACUUACCAUCUCCUCUUUUGCAACAGAGUUACAGGUCGGUUCACGAUGGAUCUCCCGGUAUACUUGGCACGGUGAGAGAUCUGUAUUUUGACAACGCCGUAUCCGAUUGUCAGUGGAAACUGCCACUUUGCUGGUUCCACUCGAUUCUUUUGAAUCGGUCGCUACUGGCGCCUAUAGGAUUUACUAAAAGAUACGAUUUCAACGACCGUGAUUUUGCCUGUGCUCUACAGUUUUUGGCAGAUCUACCAGUCGAUCACGAUGCUAGAAGUAAGAUAUGCUCCGUUUUAGGAUCUAUUGUCUAUGGAGGUAAAGUUGAUCAAGAUGAUGAUCAACUGAUAGUCCAAAGUAUAUGUAACCAGAUAUUCCAGGACUCUCCAAUUACAGAAAAUAGAAACCAGACUUUGAGCUCAAAGAUCAUCAAUGGUAUUCUGCCGGACUCUCAUGAUAAUGACAUCCUGUCGACAUUUCUGAUGGAGUUACAAGAACCGGUGGAUUCAUACUCUGUCUGGCUAGGUUUACCUAAUCAUGCUAUAAGAGAAUAUGAAUCUCUACAGGCUCAAGAGGUCGCCUCACAGGCACUAUCGAUUUUAGUCAAUCAUCAUCAUUAA